Messenger RNA from Syngnathus acus (greater pipefish), 1948 nucleotides. RefSeq lists its product as uncharacterized. The transcript has 17 exons. The coding region runs from base 67 to 1488 and encodes 473 amino acids. Lineage: Eukaryota; Metazoa; Chordata; Actinopteri; Syngnathiformes; Syngnathidae. Gene Ontology annotation, molecular function: protein binding. The record is from RefSeq and is a predicted model, not a curated record.
ACGCAUACAAUUCGAAAGAGUCUUUGAACGCACCAUGCUGUCGUUGUCACGUUGGCUGCACGCAAGAUGCCCCCAAGCUGUUUCCGAAUCAAGUGUUGUGAGGAAGGUUGGUUGAACGCACGACGCGGAAGUGAGGCUUUGAUGCCAGCUGAUCGCUGGCUGAAGAUGGCCCCCAAAGAUCCGCUUCUCAGCGCACUCAAAGUGUGCUUGUUGAACCUGCAAUCGAACGAUGGGCAGACGGUGACGGACAGCAACCCUCAGCUGACUUGUUGCUGCCAGCUUCUUGAGCUGCUACUCAGGAAAGGACUCCAACAGCCAGUCCUCAGUCUGGUUCAUAGAGACUACUGGCAUUGUUUUGAGCAGCUUCUUCCCAAAGAUACAUGCGGCAGGCUGUCCACCGUGGCGUCGGCUGUGGAACAGACGAAAGCGUGCAGGAAGCUGAUCUCGGCUCAGGGCCGAGGCCGUUACCUGCUCCGGUUGGCCCUCGGCCGCAAGACCCUGCCGCAGUUCAUCGCUCACCUCCUGCACACUCCCACGGUCCUGGAGUGGUACAGCCCAACCUUGUCAAUUCUCAGGAAUGAAGAAUUUUCAGAACCUUUCAUGUCCCUGCUCUUGGUUCUCUCCCAAAUGGAUUUCAAAGUGGACAUGGAGAAUUGCAGUUUUUUGGAUGAAAGCUGGCUUUUACCGGUGUGUGAGCUAUAUGAAGUAGUACCGUGUCGACAGGUGGGAAUGGUCUUCAGCUACCUCAAUGGACGCGUCUUCCUUCUGGACAUGAUAUCUGGCGGCCAAGCACACGUUGACCAGUUUAUCAGCCGUGGCGACGUCAUUGAUGAGAUCAAUGGCACCUGUCUGAGGAACUCCAAGAGCGGACAGGCAGGUGUGGUUCUAUCGCGAUUGAAAGGCUGCUUCCUGUCCAUCCGCGUUGUGCGUUGGCGGGCCCGGGACGGAACAGUGUAUCGUCCUCUGGUCAAACUGCUGCGGACUCUCAGGAUCGAGAACCCGUGGCUGCAACUUGGUCCUGCUCCCUCCCACCAGCCUGCUAAUGACCCAAGAACUUCUCCUCCAACACAGUGUUUCAAAGAAGGAAGGAUUGUGUACAUUGUCCACUUCUUGGGGGACACAAACAUUGGAAAGUUUGGAACCAAAGAGGUGUUGCCGUUUGCAAUUUCACACGUGUUGCAGGAAAACCAGCCAAGCAAGGAAGUGCAUUUAGAUUUGAAAGAAACACAUUUGACGUGCACAGAGAGCAGCAGUAAUGAGACACUGUGUGAACAUCACUACCCAGAUAUUUCAUGUGUCGGGAGGUACGCACAGCCAGAUUACAGCAUAUUGGGUUUUUGUGUCAUUAAGAGACCACCAGAAACUCCAUCCACCAGCUCUCCAACAAGAUUCAGUUGUGUGGUGCUCAAAGCUGCUUGCUCCAAAGAGUGCGAAGAGAUUGUUAAGCGAAUAGCCACUGGUUUUAAGCACACAGAAUGGUUUGUAUGAUACAUGUGUAAAUAAACAGUUCAAACUCAAAAGAGUGAAUCAUCAAUAAAUCACACAUACAAGAAAGUCUACUCAUAAAGUACUUUAAUAGAAAGAUGUGACAAUUCUCAAUUAUUAAAAUGUAGCUGCCAGGGUUUUGUUCAAUCUUGGAAAACAUGUAAAAAGCAGUCCCGAAAAAUGAGGUCUGCUCCUUGCACCAAGUGUUGUGUAACAGUAGUGAAGAGAUCUGUUGGGCAAGCUGCAUUUUGUGCCGGAAAAUGGUAGCCAAUAGGUGACGCCAUCAACAUGGAGGGAUGGAGGGAGGCGGUUAUCCACAAAAACUCGAGGGAAGGAAAGGGGCUGUGAUGUCUUAACACGUAACAAUCCACAUAACAGGCAAAUAUUCCUAUGCAACUACCCAUUAACUUGUGGAAUGGUUGAUGGCUAAAAUGCAAUACAAAAGUCAAACUCGAGAAAUAAU